Messenger RNA from Papaver somniferum (opium poppy), 1164 nucleotides. RefSeq lists its product as uncharacterized. Bases 1 to 1164 code for a protein of 387 amino acids. The transcript has 3 exons. The record is from RefSeq and is a predicted model, not a curated record. Lineage: Eukaryota; Viridiplantae; Streptophyta; Magnoliopsida; Ranunculales; Papaveraceae.
AUGAGCUGCUAUGUUAAUAUUCCUUGGGUGCUGAUCGGUGAUUUGAAUUUUACUAUGCAUGAUUCUGAAACUCAUAGUUCUGUUAAUCGGCCUCAUCAUGCUAGACAUGUUAGGAAUUUUGUUCAACAACUUGGGCUUGUUGAUUUGGGUUACUCUGGUUCUGAUACUACUUGGUCUAAUCAUAUACAAGGAAAUGAACAUGUCUCUGUUCGACUUGAUAGGGCUUUAGUAAACAAUCUGUGGAUUAAUAAUUAUACUGCAUCUUAUCUUCAGCAUUUAGUACCUAUUGCAUCUGAUCAUAGUCCAAUCAUCUUAAAUACCGUUUCAACCUUCAAUCGGCAGUCUCCUUUUAAAUUAUACAAAUGGUGGUUCCAAAUUCCUUCUUGCAACACAACUAUAAAUCAGAUUUGGAAUCACAAUUUUUUGGGUUCGCCUUUGUAUCAAUUUUCAAGUAAGCUCAAGUAUAUCAAAACUGAACUUCAACAAUGGAAAAAACUACAUUUUGGUAAUAUUGAAGCAAAUCUGCAUCAAAUUCAGACUCAACUUCAACUGUGUUAUGAUAACAAUCUGCCUGCUACUCAUCCUCGUACUCGGUAUCUCACUAAUAGUUUGCAGACUUGGUUGUCCAUUCAGAAGGAAUAUUUUAUGCAGCAAUCUAGUGAUAAAUUCCUUGAAGCAGACAUGAACACUUCUUAUUUUCAUUCUAUGGCAAAUUUUAAUAAGCGAAGAUCUCAUAUUCAUGCUAUUCAAGGGCCUUUGGGUUUACGGUAUAAUUCUAAAAAAGAUAUUGAAGAUAUUUUUUUGGCUCACUAUUCUUCAAUAACUAACACUUUUGUGCCUCAACAUCAACCAGAUAUUUUGCAGUUGUUUACACCUUGCAUUUCAGAUUCAGAAAAUCAAGAUUUAAUUCGUCUUCCAGAUGCUGAUGAAAUUAAGGAAGUGGUAUUCAACAUCAGGCCAUGGGCUUCUCCAGGAAACGAUGGUUUUCAAGCGGCUUUUUAUCAAAAGUGCUGGGAUACAGUUGGUUCAGAGAAAUUCUAUGUCCUCAUAGAUCUUUGGAUGCUUGGGACACUGGAAUGCUUUGGAGUUGGAGUUGGUUUUGAAAGUGGGAAUUUGGUGCGACAUGGUACAUCAGAAAUGGAUGAACUGAUGGUGCAAUCGUAG